AUGAAAUUGUUGUCAAGUGCACGCCACAUACACAUAAUUCCAGAUGAUAUUAAUCAUCAUGAGUUUAAAAAAAAAGGUCACACUAACACUUUCCCAUUUAAGAAUUACACAAUACUUGCCAUAUGCAAUUGGUUCCCAAUUUUCAUACACGAACAUGGCUUAAAACAAUACCAUGUCGGUACUUUUAACUUUCUCUCAAGUAUUGAAUCUAAUUCAAACAUUGACGACAUUUUUACUUCUUCUGCUUUCUUUCUUUAUUGUUACUUGUUUUUUAAACAAACAAAUAACCCUUGUUUUUUCUUUUUCUAUUAUAAUCAAAGAAACACAAAAAAUUAUGAAACAAUAGAGAUAACCAAUAUCAGGAGUAAAAUGUUUGGUUUAAUAAUACUGGUAAUAUAUACCACCCACGUGUCUCUAAUUAAUGUCUAA
Molecule: messenger RNA, 429 nt
Organism: Candida tropicalis MYA-3404
Lineage: Eukaryota; Fungi; Ascomycota; Pichiomycetes; Serinales; Debaryomycetaceae
Exons: 1
Coding region: 1-429 (142 amino acids)
Source: RefSeq, a predicted model, not a curated record